AUGACCAAACAAAUCUUCGUCAUCACUGGUGGAAAUGUCGGCAUCGGUUUCGAAUGCGCAAAGAACCUGAUCUCCUCUCAGGCCAACGUCCAUAUUGUCCUUGGUUGCAGGGACAGUGCUCGUGCCGCCGUUGGCGUCAAGAAUCUGACCGCCCUAGCUACUGGCGAUAACACUGUCGAGUCGAAACCACUCGACCUCGCCUCCUUCAAGUCCACCCGUGCCUUUGCUGAGGACAUCAAGGCAUCCUUCCCUAAUGGUAUCCACGCUCUCAUCCUGAACGCUGGUGUCAUGGCUACCUCGCUUCGCCUCACAGAGGACAAGCGCGAGACCAACAUGCAGGUCAACCACCUGUCCCAAUUCCUGUUAGCCCAACUUCUUUUGCCUUCUUUGACGGCAGGACAUGCUGCCAGACCAGAAGAACCCUCUACCAUUGUGUUCGUCUCGUCGUCGCUGCACAAGCCUGGCGUCGGCAAGGGCAAGGGUCCUAUCCUGACCAUGGAGACCGUCGAUGGCGACAAAGACUUUGAUGGCAUGGUUGCCUACCGCAACUCCAAGUUGAACCAAGCCCUCUGCACGUAUGUCUUGGCUGCCUCUGUCGACAGCAAAGUUAUUACUGUAAACGCUGUCUGCCCAGGGUUCGUUCCCACUACAGACUUGAAGCGCGAGUCUGGUUUUGCCACCCGAGUGCUGAUGAACAAUGUCCUCGCCAAGGCCAGCUUCGCCACGUCCGUGGAAGAAGGUGGACUCCGUGUCUUCAAGACCGCCACUGGAGAGAACAGACUCAAGAACGGCAUCUAUUUCAUGGACGGUGUCGAGAACGAGUCGAGCGAGGAGAGCAGAGAUCCUGCCAAGCAGAAGCUGUGGUGGAACUGGAGCUGCGAGGUCACUGGCCUCGAAUCUCUUUCGCAAAAAUAA
Linnemannia hyalina is the source of this 915-nucleotide messenger RNA. The record is from the annotation of a GenBank genome assembly. Lineage: Eukaryota; Fungi; Mortierellomycota; Mortierellomycetes; Mortierellales; Mortierellaceae.